Messenger RNA from Osmia lignaria (orchard mason bee), 4643 nucleotides. The record is from RefSeq and is a predicted model, not a curated record. NCBI's taxonomy places the organism in Eukaryota, Metazoa, Arthropoda, Insecta, Hymenoptera, Megachilidae.
CGUUUCUAAUUGGCGCUGUUGUUCGCGCAACGUUUUCUGGCGUGCCGUUCGUUCUGGCUCGGCUAUUCUUUUCACGAAUAUUAACUGAUGCGACGGCUUUUUUUCCCUUAUUACGUAUCACCUGGUAUCAGUGGUUUUUCAAUAAGUUAUUCGUUUCUUCAAAAGUGUUCAAAUACUAUUUGAUAACCUAGCAAUUCUUAUCCUCAGGAGGUUGCCUCGCAUUGGCAGGUGUUUCAUUGUCAUAACGGCUGAAAUGAAUAUUUUUCUUUGGAAAGGUCAUUUCGCUUUCCUCGAGAAAUUGCAAGCACUCCUCGUUUGGUCUACGGCAAACUGUUAAAAUACACUGCCGAUUGAUUUUAAUAUACUCUACGAAUGAAUGCAAGCGACGUGGAAUUCGUGGUUAGCAAAAGUUUGUGUUGCUGUGUAAAAUUUUAAACGAAACAGUGAGAGAAAAUGUAUAGCAGAAGGUAACGAUUAAAGAAGAUCAAACUAUGGCCAACAGAAAAGACAAAUCGUCUGCAGGUUUUCUGGAUACAUGGUUCGGCCGACCAAAAAAGUCCGGGCGUGGAGGUGGGGUCAGAAGUGGUUCGGGAAACAACACGAUACCCCGGCCCCACUCCGGCGAUGAUUUCAACGAGAUCGAACAGCAACGUUGUAUCAUCGAAAGGAUGGAUAAAGAAACGAUGAACGACAGAUUCGAGGAGAUGUUGGCCAACAUGAAUCUCACGGAGGAGAAGAAGGAACCGUUGCGCCAGCAGUCGGAAACGAAGAAGAAGGAAAUGUUGGUGUUGCAUUACAAAGGUAGCAUACAGGAGAACAGGUCAAAGUUCGAUAAACCGGCGGAUUACAUACAAUAUUUGGCGCAGCCCGACUUGAGCGUUAAUAAAAUCUACAACUGCGUCGAAUCGUUGAGAAUAGCGUUGACCAACAACCCCUUGAGUUGGGUUCAAGAGUUUGGAACGAAAGGAUUGAAACAGGUUUUAGCCACGCUCAACGAAUGCUAUCGAAAUGCCUUCAUAUAUUACGAUAGCGACACCCGGUACGAGCGUAUCCAAUACGAAUGCAUCCGAUGUUUAAAGGCCAUUAUGAAUAACACGGUUGGCAUAAAAGAGAUGUUGGCCCACCAAGAGGCGCUCACGAUCGUGGCUAGAUCGUUGGAACCGACGAAACCAUCGGUCAUGUCCGAGGCUGUGAAACUACUGGGCGCGGUUUGUCUUAUAUCCAGCGAUAGUCAUAAAAAGGUCCUAGACGCGAUCACUAUGAACGGAGAAUUUAAAGGUAGAGAGAGAUUUCUACCGAUAGUGCAAGGACUGAUGAACAAGAAGAACGAAAACUUGAGAGUGGAGUGCCUUCAGUUGAUAAAUUCCAUCAUCUCCUCGGCCGAAGAGUUGGACUUUAGGUUGCAUUUGCGAAACGAAAUUAUGCGAGUCGGUCUAGCGGAUAUUUUAGAGACGUUGGAAAAAGACGAAUCGGAGGAUUUAGCGAGGCACUUGAAGAUCUUUAGCGAUCAUAAGGAAGAGGACUACGAAGAGUUCGUGCAGAGGUUCGAUCAUGUUCGAUUGGAACUGGACGACGUCAACGAUUGUUUCGAAGUGAUUAAAAAUAUGGUAAUGGAAACGUCUGCUGAACCCUACUUUCUGUCGAUACUUCAGCAUCUCUUGUUCGUCAGAGACGACGCGUUAGUGAGGCCGGCGUAUUAUAAAUUAAUAGAAGAAUGCGUGUCGCAAAUAGUGUUGCAUCGUUCAGGCUGUGAUCCAGAUUUUAGCGCGACCAAACGUUUUCAAAUCGACGUGCAACCUUUAAUAGACACGCUAGUGGAAAAGUCACGAGCUGAGGAGGAAAGACGGCUGGUCGAAGUGUCGCAGAAAUUGGAGGAAGCCAUAGCCAGUAAACAGGAAGCUGAAGCUAAACUUCAGCACGCGGAAAAUAAGAUCAGGGAGUUGGAACAAGGAUUGGGGAGGCCGGCUGGAAGUAACGCGAAAGGUGGGGUGGGUGCACCUAUCGUACCUGGGAUGGGACCUCCGCCACCACCUCCACCCCCUCCACUUCCGGGUGGUCCUGGCUUACCGAUGGGAGGAGGACCGCCACCUCCUCCGCCUCCACCGUUCCCAGGCAUGGGAGGACCGCGUCCACCACCCAUGCCCGGAUCCAUGGGACCGCCGCCGCCACCUAUGCCAGGUAUGCAAUCUGGACCUCGUCCACCGCCGAUGCCAGGAAUGGGCAUCGGUGGACCGAUGCCUCCACCGAUGAUGUUCCCAACUACCCAGGCUGCGCAACCAUUACCUCACGGAAUGAAGCCGAAAAAGAAAUGGGAGGUUGAAGCUCCAUUAAAAAGAGCCAAUUGGAAAGCGAUUUUGCCGCACAAGCUUACCGAGAAAUCUUUUUGGACGAAAGUACAAGAAGAUCGGUUAGCGAGUCCCGAGAUAUUGGACGGACUGGUUCAAAAGUUUGCGUCCAAGCCGACUGGAAAGAAGAUCGACGACGUCGUGGACAAAUCAGCUUCCUCGAAGAAAGUGAAGGAUCUAAAAGUUCUGGAUGGCAAAGCCGCGCAAAAUAUUCUGAUACUUUUGAGCGGCACUCUGAAGCACAUGUCGUACGAAGAGGUGAAAUCUUGUUUGCUCAAAUGCGAAGGACCCGUUAUUUCGGAUAAUAUACUACAGGGAUUGAUACAGUAUUUACCACCACCCGAACAGCUGUCGAAAUUGCAGGUUUACAAGGAUCAGUACGAUGACCUGACGGAGGCCGAGCAAUUUUGCGUUACCAUAGCGACGAUCAAAAGGCUAUUGCCAAGACUGAGGUCGUUGAGUUUCAUGCUGCGAUACGAAGAACUGGUGCAAGAUGUGAAACCCGACAUAGUAGCGGGCACGGCGGCAUGCGAAGAGGUGAAGGGUAGUAAAAAAUUUGCUAGAAUUCUUGAAUUGAUCCUGUUACUUGGCAACUACAUGAACUCCGGCUCGAAGAACGGCCAAGCGUUCGGGUUCGAGAUCAGUUUUCUUACGAAGUUGACCAGCACGAAGGACGUGGAUAACAAGCAAACUCUUAUGCAUUAUCUGGUAGACACGAUAGAACGAAAGUUCCCAGAGUGUCUUAGCUUCUCGGAGGAGUUAGCGCACGUGGAUAGAGCAAGCCGAGUUUCCUUGGAAAACGUUCAGAGAACCUUGCGACAAAUGGAUUCCAACAUACGAAAUCUCGAGCAAGAUUUGUCGAAUGCCAAAGUUCCUCAGUCCGACGAUGAUCGUUUCGUCGAAGUUAUGGGCCCGUUCGCGAAAAAAGCACGCGAAUCGUACGAGGUGAUGCAGAACAUGUUCAAGAAUAUGGACGGUUUGUACAGCGAAAUUUCCGAGUUCUUCUCUUUCGACAAACAAAAGUACACGAUAGAAGAGUUCUUCGGUGAUGUAAAAACUUUCAAAGAUGAUUUCAUACAAGCUCAGAGGGAAAUAAUCAAAUUGAGAGAAGGCGAAGAGAAGCAGAGGAGAGCGAGGGAAGCCCGCGAGAAGGCAGAAGCGGAGAAAGCGGCGAGGGCAGCGCGGAAACGCGCUCUCGUCGACAUGAACGCGCACGAAACUCAGGAAGGCGUUAUGGACAGCUUAAUGGAGGCUCUGCAAACUGGUUCCGCGUUCAGUCGACCGGAUCAACGACGCAAACGGCAAACGCGCGCCGCUGGUGCAGAGAGAAGAGCUCAGCUCAAUAGAAGUCGAUCGCGUACCGGAUUAGUUGGAACUGGUUUACUGGGAAGAGAACUUUCGACAGAACUUUUAAGCUCGGCGUAAUCCAUGGAAUAACCCGUUUCCGUCCUAAACUCGAAACUGUGAUGGAUCGAAUCUUCGUUUUAUCGAUAUUGCGAUAAGAAACCGGUGAAACGAAAUAGUAAAACUUUGGGAAACGCUCGAGUAACGACGACCUUUUCGCGUUAACCAGAUGCGUUUCCUUCGAGUUACGAUAACUCAACCGGCAAUGUCUUCCUUUUGUUGGCCGAAUCUUUUAGAAAUAAUGUGUAGUAACGCGCUGGCGUGCUAUACGAUCAAGAAACUUGAGGAAAAGUAGAUGAAGACAAGAGUGACUCGCUUAGCUAAUUUUCUGUACAGUCUUUCUUUUUUUUUUUUUUUUCUAUGAAACGAACGAUCGAUUUUUCUAUUUUUUAACACGUAAUAUCACGCUGAUAUCGCAGCGACGACGUAAACAGCAUUUUCUGUGAACGCGAAAUAAAACAUAUUGUACAUACAUGGAUAUAUGAUAUAUACAGAGGUAUACGUCCGUAGACACGGAUCGUGUGUCGUCGGGUGGUCGCGUAAGGUCCCGUUUUCGAGAACAUUGACUGCGAAUACGAUACGUACGGCUUCUUUUAGCGAAUAUUAAGUCUGUCCAGUUUCCGCAAAAAUUUUUAAAUCGUGCCAAAUUCAGGAAAAAUAUUGAAUCAUUUUACCCUAAACGAGAUCGAAAUCGUUGAAAUGUAAAGAAACAUGUUGGGACCGUACGCGUACGAUUAGCUGCAGUAACAAAGACCAAUUUUAUUUUUCGAAUCUCCUAAUCGACGACUGUUUAUAUUGUACCUAUUAAUUAUCGAAUUUUAAGGCAGUUGUAUCUAUAUUGUGAAUAUGUGAAUUUAGAUAGCAUCAAUACACAUUACGAUCAACAUAAUCGAC